AUGGGAUGUACAUGGAUAUCUGUUGUAAGCCUUAUAGUGCUGAUAUUUACAUCUUUCCUGGCAAACAUGAAAGCAGUAACAAUUACUCUACCAACAGUUACUACUGAAGAAGAAACACUGAUACAGAGCUCUCCAGUUUCAACGACAGUACCAUCCAAACUAAUGUCUUCGGAGACCGUUACUACGAGGAACAAGGUAGACACAAAAUGUCAUUCCAGUGGAAUAGACGGGUUACAAAAUGCUAAUUUUGAGAGUGGUAAGAAUAAUAUAUCAGAAACUAAGUGUACCUACUCUGAUAAUGUUACCACACAAGCUGUUACAUCCAUAGGUACUGAGGCAGAGAAAAAGCCUGCACUAGCUGUUACCUACAGAGAUUUUCCAGAGUAUAUCCACUAUAAAAAUUUAGAACGUAUUAUACCAUUCUUGACAAACAUUCCUGGUUUUAUCACAAAUACGCUUACAAUUGUCAUAGCCAGUCACAUAAAAUCUCAUCAUACUUCGGAGAUAUACAUGAUUGUGUUAGGCUGUACAGACUUGCUUACUGUUACUGCUAGAUUUACCUAUAGAAUGAUAGAAUUGUACUCUGAAACAAAGUCUUCGGCAUAUUGUAAAAUUCUUUCGUAUAUUUUAACAGUAGCUCAGGUAUAUUCAAAUCUUAUUUUGGUAUCAUGGACUCUUGAACGUUUCAUAGCAGUGAUUUUUCCCAUUAAAUUAGCGUCUUGGUGUUCAAUUAGAAACACAAAGAUAACAUCUGGCCUGUUACUAUUGUUUUGUAUGGCGAUCACAAUACCAUACAUCACAGAAGUUGACGCAAUAAAUAUUUGGAAUGGGAAGACCCUAGUUAAUGUUUGCCAGUUUUCAGAAUUUAUGUAUUCAACUUGGACUCAUAUUGAAUCUGUUUAUUACAUUUACCUUCCCAUGAUGUUAGUAUGCACGUGCAAUUUAGCAAUUCUUUGUAGGCUUAAUACUAUGACGAAAGCCCGAAUUAACAUGGCUAGCAAUCAAGAUACAAUCGAUAAAAAGUCCAAAGAAAAUCGGAAAAUGACAAUAUUAUUGUUAAGUAUUUCAGGGACAUUUAUAUUUUUGCAUAUUCCACACGCUAUAGCUUUGGUGGUAGGGUAUAUGCAUCCGGAUCUUAUUGUUUUUUUGCUAGAAGAUCCUCAUGGUUUUGCAAAAUACCUAUUGUAUGUAACCUGUGGCUUUUUUGUCACGGAAUUUCAAAAUUCCAUUAACUUUUUUCUUUACUGUAUAACAGGAACCAAAUUCAGGUCAACAUUUAAAAGAAUAAUCUGCUGUCACAGUACAGUUAAGCGAUCGGAGACAAACACACAAACAUCCAAUACACGUUCUACAACAUUUUGAAAACACACCAAUCUUGACUUUCAGAACAAGAUAAGGAAAGAAAAGAAAUGCAAUUCAUUAACUUUAUUAACACUUAUUAUCAAUUUACAAUAUGGAAAAUGGUAUCUUCUGUCCUCUAUCAUGUGGGUUACUAGGCUAUUUAUCGUUUACUGUAAAAACAUCUAUCCGCCACGCUUCAGUAAAGCAUGGCAAUUCACCUAAUGUACAAUAAGACAUAGUUUUUAUCUGUAAUUGGUACAUGUGAUAAAUCAGCUUUUGAGGCCCGCAUAGAGAUAAAUGUUUCUUGCCAUAAAUAUUUGUAAGUUACAAGAAUUUACCAUCAAUUUUAGAUAUAUACAACCAACGUGAUAGGACUGUAUAUAGAUUAAAUACCAAAUUCAUGAUUGAGACAAUCACUAUUUUCAUGCUGAAGAAUGCGUUACUAUUGAAUCAUAACAAAACAUUUUGCAUGUAAAUUGCCCUUAAUAUAAGGGCUUGAAAGAUGUGAAUGGUUUUCACCAUAUGCCAAUCAGUAAAUUCACAAGCAUCAUGGGAAAGGCUAGCAUAAUUAGAAAGGGUAUAAUUUUAACUGGCUGAAUAGAUAUCUUAAACUAUAAGUAGAUAUAUUUUGCGUUUAUUGUAUAAAUAUGAUUUAAUUCCGCUCAUUUAUAUCAUACCCAAUACCAUUUCUUUUAUCAUUUUAUGGCAUUGACGGUCAUUGACAAGUUAUUUGUGUUCAUGAUUAGUUGACAGCAUGGAAGAUCCAUCGCGUAAUUACGGUUAUACAAAACAGGAAGAUUGUUGCUAAAUUUCUUAUGUAAAAGCUCUAGUGCAUGGUUUACUAAACGGAUGUUUACUUUUUAAAUAAUUGAACUGAUUACUUAC
Molecule: messenger RNA, 2226 nt
Organism: Mercenaria mercenaria
Lineage: Eukaryota; Metazoa; Mollusca; Bivalvia; Venerida; Veneridae
Product: somatostatin receptor type 2-like
Exons: 1
Coding region: 1-1362 (453 amino acids)
Biological process (GO): G protein-coupled receptor signaling pathway
Cellular component (GO): plasma membrane
Molecular function (GO): G protein-coupled receptor activity
Source: RefSeq, a predicted model, not a curated record